This is a messenger RNA of Monopterus albus (swamp eel), 2877 nucleotides long. RefSeq names its product protein NLRC3-like. NCBI's taxonomy places the organism in Eukaryota, Metazoa, Chordata, Actinopteri, Synbranchiformes, Synbranchidae. The transcript has 9 exons. The record is from RefSeq and is a predicted model, not a curated record. Gene Ontology annotation, molecular function: protein binding. Bases 1 to 2727 code for a protein of 908 amino acids.
AUGAUCCACUGUAUCAAAAUCCUGGCUUUUCCCUCAAGUCUCUCUUUCCUCCCCAGAGUUCAGCAGCAGAGCUCAGAGGUUCACAGUGAUCAGUCUGCACAGCAGCAUCAGCCAGACCUGGACUCCAUAUUUAUGCUGCUGGAGGAGAACAUGGUCACUUUUGUGAAGAACGAGCUGAAGAAGAUCCAGAGGGUCCUGAGUCCAGAUUACCCAGAAUGCUUAGAGUUGGAUGGUGAGAAUGAAGAGCAAAGGAGGAGCAGCAGAGAGUCAUUUGUGCAGAUCACAAUGAACUUCCUGAGGAGGAUGAAGCAGGAGGAGCUGGCUGAGCGUCUGCAGAGCAGACUUGAUCCUGGAAUCUUUCGACGUAAACUGAGGUCUAAGCUGCAGCAAAAGUUCCAGUGUGUGUUUGAGGGGAUUGCUAAAGCAGGAAGCCCAACCCUUCUGAAUCAGAUCUACACAGAGCUCUACAUCACAGAGGGAGGGACUGGAGGGGUCAGUGAUGAACAGGAGGUCGGGCAGGUGGAAACAGCAUCCAGGAAACCAGUCAGACCAGAAACAACCAUCAGACAGGAAGACAUCUUUAAACCCCCACCUGGAAGAGAUGGACCAAUCAGAAGAGUGAUGACAAAGGGAGUGGCUGGCAUUGGGGAAACAGUCUUAAACCAGAAGGUCACCCUGGACUGGGCUGAAGGCAAAGCCAACCAGGACAUCCACUUCACAUUUCCAUUCACUUUCAGAGAACUGAAUGUGCUGGGAGAGAAAAAGUUCAGCCUGGUGGAACUGGUUCAUCACUUCUUUACUGAAACCCAAGGAAUCUGCAGCUUUGAAGAGUUCCAGGUCGUCUUCAUCUUUGACGGUCUGGACGAGUGUCGGCUUCCUCUGGACUUCCACAGCACUGAGGUCCUGACUGAUAUCACACAGUCCACCUCAGUGGAUGUGCUUCUGACAAACCUCAUCAGGGGGAACCUACUUCCCUCUGCUCACCUCUGGAUAACCACACGACCUGAUCCACACUGGAGUCCAGCGAACAGGGAGAUGAUCCAGUCUCUGGGAAAACUGGCUUUUGAGCAGCUGCAGAAAGGCAACCUGAUCUUUUAUGAAUCAGACCUGACAGAGUGUGGCAUCGAUAUCAGAGCAGCCUCCGUGUACUCAGGAGUGUUCACACAGAUCUUGAUAGAGGAGAGAGGACUGUACCAGGGCCGGAUGUUCUGCUUCAUCCAUCUGAGUGUUCAGGAGUUUCUGGCUGCUCUUCAUGUCCAUCUGACCUUCAUCACCUCUGGAGUCAAUCUGAUGUUAGAAGAACAAACAUCAUCCCAGGAGUCUGAAACAAGAGAAGAGGAAUCUGCAGAGACACUCUUCUACCAGAGAGCUGUAGACGAGGCCUUACAGAGUUCAAAUGGACACCUGGACUUGUUCCUCCGCUUCUUCCUGGGCCUUUCAGUGCAGACCAAUCAGACUCUCCUACAAGGCCUGCUUACACAGACAGGAAGUGGCUCACAGACCAAUCAGAAAACAGUCGAGUACAUCAAAAAGAAGAUCAGCGAGGAUCUGUCUACAGAGAGAAGCAUCAACCUGUUCCACUGUCUGAAUGAACUGAAUGAUCAGUCUCUAGUGGAGCAGGUCCAACAGUCCCUGAGAUCAGGACAUUUCUCCACAGAUAAACUGUCUCCUGCUCAGUGGUCGGCUCUGGUCUUCAUCAUACUGUCAUCAGACAACGAUGUAGCAGUGUUCGACCUGAAGAAAUACUCUGCUUCAGAGGAGGCUCUUCUGAGGCUGCUGCCUGUGGUCAGAGCCUCCAACAAAGCUCUGCUGAGUGGCUGUAACCUGUCAGUGAGAAGCUGUGAAGCUCUGUCCUCAGUUCUCAGCUCCCAGUCCUCUAGUCUGAGACACCUGGACCUGAGUGACAACCACCUGCAGUACUCAGGAGUGAAGCUGUUAUCUGCUGGACUGGGGAGUCCACAUUGUGAACUGGAAACUCUCAGGCUGUCAGGCUGUCUGGUCACAGAGGAAGGCUGUGCUUCUCUGGCCUCAGCUCUGAGCUCCAACCCCUCCCAUCUGAGAGAGCUGGACCUGAGCUACAACCAUCCAGGAGACUCAGGAGUGAAGCUGCUGUCGGUUGGACUGAAGGAUCCAGACUGGAGACUGAAGUCCCUCAGGGUGGACCCUGGUGGACCGCAGUGGAUGAGACCUGGUCUGAGGAAGUAUUUCUGUGAACUGGAACUGGACACAAACACAGUGCACAGAAAACUACGACUGUCUGACAACAACAGGAAGGUGACACGGGUCUGGGAGGAUCAGUUAUAUCCUGAUCAUCCAGACAGAUUUGACUACUGGCCUCAGCUGCUGUGUAGAACUGGUCUGACUGGUCGCUGUUACUGGGAGGUCGAGUGGAGAGGAUGGGUUGAAAUAUCACUGAGUUACAAAGGAAUCAGGAGGAAAGGAGUCAGUUAUGACUGUUGGUUUGGAGGGAAUGAUCAGUCCUGGAGUCUGCACUGCUAUGAGGAUGGUUACUAUGUCAGACACAAUAAGAGAGAAACAUCCAUCCCCUCCUCAGUGUCUCACAGAGCAGCAGUGUAUGUGGACUGUCCUGCCGGCACUCUGUCCUUCUACGCAGUCUCCUCUGACACACUGAUCCACCUCCACACCUUCAACACCACAUUCAUUGAACCUCUUUAUCCUGGGUUCUGGUUCAGUUCUGGUUCCUCAGUGUAUCUGUGUGGUGCGUAGGUGUGAGAUUCUCCUGUGGACAGAAACUCUGAAGAUCAGCUGCUGAGGUCAAAGGUAACUCUGUUCACCAUCCCACUCUCUGCACUGUGAAGCAGAUCUGUCUUCGAGUCAGACACCAAACACUCAUUUGUCUAAUUUCAUCAUUUUAAC